Aspergillus calidoustus is the source of this 2118-nucleotide messenger RNA. NCBI's taxonomy places the organism in Eukaryota, Fungi, Ascomycota, Eurotiomycetes, Eurotiales, Aspergillaceae. The record is from the annotation of a GenBank genome assembly.
AUGAGUGCGACGGGGAUUGCAAUGUCUGAUUCAGGUUCCCAGUCUUUUCGGGUCGCUGUCGAAGGCUGUGGCCACGGGCGUCUCCAUGAUAUCUACGCCUCUGUCGAACAUGCUGCCACCUUGAAGGGCUGGGGCGGAGUUGAUCUGCUGAUCAUUGGAGGAGACUUUCAGGCUAUUCGCAACAGCAACGACUUGGCUUGCAUGUCUGUGCCGCUGAGGUACAGGGAAAUCGGCGAUUUCCACGAGUACUAUAGUGGACAGCGCACCGCCCCUUAUCUUACCAUCUUCAUCGGUGGGAACCAUGAGGCUAGCAACUACAUGUUCGAACUCUACUACGGCGGCUGGGUUGCUCCCAACAUCUACUACAUGGGUGCUGCAAAUGUCCUUCGCUGCGGUCCACUCCGUAUUGCUGCCCUGUCUGGUAUUUUCAAGGGCUACAACUACAGAACGUCUCACUAUGAGAGACUCCCGUACAACGAAGAGGAGAUCAAGAGCAUCUACCACGUUCGGGAAUUGGACGUCCGCAAGCUCCUUCAAGUCCGCACCCAGGUUGAUGUGGGAUUAUCGCAUGACUGGCCCCACAAAAUUGAAUACUGUGGCGAUUGGAAUCAGCUUUUUCAAAAGAAACGGGGAUUCAGGGAAGAUUCAGAAAGCGGAAAACUUGGCAGCCAGGCAGCACGUUACGUUCUUGACCGCUUACGUCCUGCAUACUGGUUCUCUGCACAUCUGCAUGUUAAGUUUGCCGCCUGUCUCCAGCAUCCAACUCCAGAGACUGAACACCAUUUCGGUUUAGAUGGUGCCGGUCCCUCUCUUACCGCUAUUCCGGGAAAAAUGCUUGACAUGCUUGUUGGAGAGGAAGAGCAACAACACACUGCGCCUGAAGACGAAGAGAGCAGAAAGCAAUCUGUACCCGCCAAAGACACCUCUCAGCCAACUUUGUCCCAACCCGCAAAUGAGGAUGCCCCUAUUCUCACUACGCAAUCUGAAGCCGCUGCCGCGCCGUCACAGAACACGUUUGAGAACAUUCCUGACAGGUUGGCAGCGUGGCAGAACUUUGGUGAUAUCGCGGCGAAGAAUGAAGCUGCUGAGAAUGAUCGCUUCUUUGCUGAGCAGGGAAAAAAUCCACCCAGCCCAACUCCUGAUGUUAAGCAUAACCUUACAUGGCGCAAGGUAGACUCCGAUGAGGAUGGAGUCGGUCGAAAAGUUGCAUCCGUUGAGAGAAAUGGUGCCCCUCACGAGAAAAAGCAAAAGACCAAGCACCAUGACCGGGUCAAGAACGCGGACGAAAUUGAUUUGGACCUUGGUAGUGACUCCGACCUGGGCGGAGAAUCUUCCACUGCAAAGCGUCCCAUGGCCGAAAGUACGUACAACACAAAACCUGGAGCUUCCACUCAAUCCGAUGUUUCGGAAGACCUGCGGAAGCAGCUUCCAAGCAGCUUUGCAGCUCCUCCUCAGCCGCAACCCCGACCUGUACCUGUUCACGCUCCCUUCCCCGCAGCGAUCAAGAACGCAACCACAAACUUCCUCGCUCUAGACAAGUGUGGACCCAGAGGCGAGUUCCUUCAGCUUCUAGAGAUAAACCCCGUAUCCGACACAACCGGUGCUCAAACAGAGCGCCCAUUUCGUCUGCAAUAUGACAGAGAGUGGCUCGCCAUCACUCGUGUGUUUGCCGCUGACCUUCAACUUGGAAAUCCCAGUGCAAGGCCGCCAUCAGACCGGGGCGACGCCGUCUACAGACCUUUAAUUGAGAAGGAGGAAGCUUGGGUUGAGGAGAACAUUGUCAGAGCCGGAAAAUUGGACGUACCAGAGAACUUCAUCAUAACUGCCCCGAUAUACAACCCUGCGGUGCCAAUAACCGUAGAAGAGCAGUCUAGAGAGUACACCAACCCCCAGACUGCGGCAUUCUGCGAUCUCAUCAAUAUCACGAACAAGUUUCACCUGUCAGAGAAAGAGCGCGAUGCACGCAUCGCUGCUGGGCCUCGCCCAUGCGAAAACUCGGGCUGGAGCCGUCCUAGACGUGGCGGAUAUGGUGGCCGCGGUCGUGAUGGCGGCGGACGCGGUCGCGGUCGCGGUCGCGGCUAUGGACGCGGAGGAUAUGGCACUCGUGGACGUCAUUAG